AUGGCUUCUUCUCGCAAACCAUUCCGCUCCUCCCUCCUGUUCUUCCUGCUGAUCAUUGUCCUCGCCUGCCCGUAUGGCCUUUGCGCUAGAAACAUGCCCGGGAACAAGUUAGACGUGAAGCCUGAGACUGGAAACAUGGCGCGACAGCGAUUCGACUUCUCAAAGUUCACCCAUGCGGGUCUCGGCAGCCAGAUCAGCGGCAUGUCGGAACUCAAGAGGUACUUGCACCGGUUCGGCUAUUUGGCGCCACAGCCUACAGGUUCGAACUUUAAUGAUGACUUCGAUGCCGGGCUCAAGUCUGCUAUUGUCAAAUACCAGAAGAGACUAGGGCUACAGGCCACUGGACGAGUUGAUCCAGACACGGUUGCCUCAUUCAUGUCCCCGAGAUGCGGUGUGAGAGACAUGCACCACCACGAGGCCUCUUCCCCAAAAACAAGGUUGUUCCAUGUGACCAAACACUAUAAGAUCACAGAUGGCAGGCCAAUAUGGGAUCUGUCGAAGCCAAUGACCCUUAAGUACGCAUUCUACCCGGAUGCCAUGAUCGACUCCCUCAGCCGGGAGGAGAUACGGGCAGCUUUCGCUCAAGCUUUCGCCAAGUGGGCCGAGGUGAUCCCGGUCAAGUUUGAAGAGACGUCUGAUCAUCUUUUUGCGCAAGUCAGAAUCGGGUUCUACAAGGGGGACCACGGGGACGAAGAUCCCUUCGAUGGGCCUUGGCGAAUGCUAGUGCACGCCUUCCCGUAUCCUAGCGGGGAGCUUCACCUCGAUGCGGAGGAGAACUGGGCAGUCAACUUCAAGACCAACCGAGCACCCCUGAAGGCUUUUGACUUGGAGUCUGUGGCCAUCCACGAGAUCGGGCAUGUGCUGGGCCUCGGCCACUCCUCGCUCAAGGAAUCUAUCAUGUAUCCAAUUACACCCGCUGCGACAAAGAAGGUCGACCUUUCAAUUGACGAUGUGGAGGGUAUUCAGUCACUGUACGGGCCGAACCCGGAUUUCAAGUUGAGCUCUUUGGCGCAUGCACCUCGACUGACGCUGCGGCUGGUGGUCUACCGAGCCGGCUCUGGAGGGCUCCAUAGUUCGAUGCUGCUACUAACGCUGUUCCCCCUGCACCAGCAGGCGGAAGACCGUGCCAGCUUUUUAGCAUUAUCCCUGGCUCUUGACAGCAACUGGUCGAAAAUCUGGAUUUUUUCCGAUGUUCUUCUUCUUGAAUGGCUCGUUAUACAUGGUGUGGCCCGAGCAUAUAACACUUGGGUCCAUGAUCUGAGCCAGCAUGGUCUUCGGUCAAAUUGUGAGGGCCAGGGCUAUCCCUGUAUUGACGUCUCUAGUUAA
Messenger RNA from Punica granatum (pomegranate), 1326 nucleotides. The record is from RefSeq and is a predicted model, not a curated record. Lineage: Eukaryota; Viridiplantae; Streptophyta; Magnoliopsida; Myrtales; Lythraceae.